Messenger RNA from Nymphaea colorata (pocket water lily), 4386 nucleotides. RefSeq lists its product as uncharacterized. The coding region runs from base 198 to 545 and encodes 115 amino acids. Gene Ontology annotation, cellular component: respiratory chain complex IV; mitochondrion. The transcript is spliced from 4 exons. NCBI's taxonomy places the organism in Eukaryota, Viridiplantae, Streptophyta, Magnoliopsida, Nymphaeales, Nymphaeaceae. The record is from RefSeq and is a predicted model, not a curated record.
GGUGCGGGGCCAUGCUUUCGGCGCACUGUAGCGAUUCGAUAAGAUGAAAUAGAUGAAACAAGGGGCCCGCUGAUCUCCGAUCACCAGCAGGUGGUCAGGUCCGGAAAGGCGAACCAGGGCAACCGCUGCCUUCGGUUUUCACCCUUCCGUUUUCCCCCACCCCGCUCACAGCGCGCGCGCGAGAGAGAGAGAGCAGAAUGGGCUGGUUGACGAAGGAUGGCCAGGUUUCACGAGAAGACGAUAAGAUCCACACUGAUGUCCUCGCGGAAGCUAGGAAAGCCUGCUACAAGGCCCGUGAUGCAUUCUAUGCUUGUAUGGAGAAGGAAGUGGACAAGAAACCCACAGAAAUUGCUUCCGUCGGCCUUCUCUAUCCCUCCGAUUGCAAAGCUGCCCGUGCUGAGUUCGUCAGUCAGUGCCGGCCGACGUGGGUGAAGCACUUUGAUCGUCAGUACUGUGCAAAGAAGAGAGUGCAGAGGCUUCUCGAUUCUGAUGAUCCGAGGAGGGGCCCUAUCACGCUUCCACAACCUUACACCUUUAAACCUUGAUUUUGAGAACAAGGAAGCAUUUUGUCGUGGAGGAACAAGCUCAUCUUCUAUAUGUCAACUUCUAUUCACAAGGAACAAUUUGAUUUUCUCAUAUCCUUUAUUUGGAACCUUUUGCUUGAAACAUUGUUGAUCUCUUUAAUAUGUUUCUCUGAGCCCUUGGACACAAUUAUGUCAUCAACAUAAAUAAGAAAACUACUCAUGUAACCUUUUGUAAAUAGACAAGGAAAUCAGAGUGUAUUUGUGAAUUCCAUGUUUCUGAAUUUCAAGAAAAUACUCUGAAACCAGGAAACCAGGCAUGUAUAGUUUAUUUAACUUGCCAACAUAAUUUUUUGGAUCCUUUUGCUAUAGGAAUUUAUUUUCCAUGUAAACUUUUUCCUUUAAUCUACCUUGAUACAUUCAUUUUCAACAUCCAACUGACUUAAGAACUGCCCUUGGUCAACGACAUGGUAAAGGAUUAUAAUUGAUGUUAAUGGUUCCCAUCUUCGCUUUGUUGGGAUGAUUUUUUUUUUUUCAUAAUCAAACCCAUGAUCUUUUGGGAAAUACUUGAAAAGGUGUCAAGCUUUCAAUGUUUGUUUGCUCUAUCUGACCUAUAUCUAUCUUAAAUCCCUCUUUGAAUCCAACUAUUGUGGAAGAGAAUAGUUAAAGUUUUUGAUGUUGUACAUCCUGGAAGUUAUCUGUUUGUUCAUUUAUUGCGUUGUUCAUCUAUUGCUGUAUGCAGCUAGUUCUUAAUUUGUGUAAAAGAAGCUUGUGAUCAAUAUGAAAUUCUGGUAGGUCAACUAGCUUUUAAUACAAUGUUGUUCCCUGCUCGGUUAACUUAUCUGCUUCAUCAAAUAGACUCAUAGACUUAUGGACCUUAUGACUUAUAAAUCUAUGUGUUUUUUAUGAAGAACAUAUUAUUAUUGUUUUACUGAUUUUUUAUGAAUUUUAUGAUUUUUUCCCCUAUUUUUUUGAUUUAUUAAAAAAAAACGAUACGGUUACGAUACAUUACGAUAUUUUACGAUACAACGUAUCUUAAAGCCAGACCGAUACGGCUUACGAUACGCUUUUUACAACAUUGUGACAAAUACCUUGUUAUUAGUUUGAAAGGUACUGGAAUAAUUUGUGAAUGAUCAAGGUUUAGGUUAUGACUUGUGCAUCAGAUCCCUCUUAUAGUUUGAACCUCACUAUUUAUGUUGAGGCUAUGUGGUAGCCAUCGCUACUUUGUCUUGCCGGUUACAAGGAAAGAGCCCAAUGCAGACACACAAACCUCCCUGAGGGAAUACACAUCAAUAUACUGUGAUACCACCUAGUGUCAACCCCCAGACCCUAUUCAUAAGUGAUUGUGUGUCCAAUGGACCUGACCCACAAUCUAUAGCCUGUGAUUGUCACUAUGCUAUCCUAAAUUUUGCUAAACGGAAGGAUAUUAUGAAUAUUUAUGAAUGUUUCUAUAUCAAACUGCUGAAAAAAUAAUGCGAUUUGAUGCUACCAUAUGAACACAAGCUGGACUGGAGAUAAGUGGAUUCAAACUGCUGACAUCUUCCACAGGGCAAACCACCAUGUCUCAAGCUUUUCUGACUGAUUUUGCGUUGUCUUUAAUUUGCGUUGUCUUUAAUAAUGGACAACAACUCCCCCUCAACACAACUGUUCUAUGCUUUCCGGAGAGCAAUGCAAAUCAAAAGGUGCUGAUUUUGAGAACAGUGAUGACCCUUAACCAUGCCUCUUAAACACACUACGUCUUCUUUGUUCUUCUUAAGUCUAGUUCAAUUUUCACUCUUGAAUUCUUGAUCAUGCUGGUCUGAAUUUUAGUAUUCUUAUUUGAAGCUGAUUGUUGUCUUUAUUUGUUAAUAUUACUGAAUGACUUGUUACCUGUCCGGUGCUGAUAACAUUCCUUGCCUUGUGUUGCUGAUGCCUGAUGGAAUAUCUGAAAUACCAUAUUGCUGAAUGCAACUUUCAUCAAAAGCAAUACUCAUGGAGAUUUUGACAUACCUGCUUUUGAUGUGAUAACAUCUGAAAUCUUUAGGAUUUCUAGAUUAACAAAAAAUUGCACGCACAUGAUCUUAUGUUCAGCUUAGUUCUCAGUUUGUUGACAUGCACAUAGCAAAUGCAGCAAUAUGUCUACGAUGAAUUGUAAUAUGGAUGCUCUUCAAGUUACAUACAUUGUAUGUCCAUUUAUUCUCCAAUUUUUUAAAAAUCUACUGUCACAUGUAUUGCUUCAUGAAACCUUCAGCCCCUAGAUAGAGAGAGUACUUCCUUCAUGCAACAUUCCCGAGGCACUCUCCGAAAUGUGGGUGUUACUUUCUCUCAGCAAUAGAACAUGGUUUUCUUGAGAUCUGUGUGGAUUGGACACUCUUCAACAGAUCACAUGAUCUUUGAGAUAUUCAAGAAAUUCAUUGCAUGUACAUUCUCGUUUACAUUCUCGUUUGCCAUAACACUAGAAAUUCAUGAGGCCACAAGAAGUUGUUUUCAACAAGAGCAUGCUUUUUUUUCCAAUCUACAUGGAAGAUUUUAUGGCCAUGUUUGAUCAAAUACAUGUAAGUGAUGAAAAAUGUCAUAAAACAAAAGUAAAAAUAGUACUAAUUUCAAGAAGAAGAGGUGAAGAGAACAGGACUCUAAAUAUUAGAGGACAACUUAAAAAAUUCUGGAGUCGUUGGGAAAAAAAGAAAGGUAGAUGACCCUUUGAUGCUUGACAACUUGGACAAAUAACAUCCUUGGGCUCACAACGUAAACUUCAGGUGGGAAUUAAACUAUUGGAAACUACUUUUUCUAUAAAUACACAAGAGCAAUGGCCUAAUAUGUAGACAUUUGGCUUCUUUGACAUAUUUAAGAGGCAUGAACAUUGACUCUGGCUUUGAUUUCAUAACUUAACAAACAAUCAAAUGAGGAUUAUCUCUGAGAACAUGCCCUUCCAUGUCCUUCUGACUGAUUGAACAUUGUUUUCAUGUGAAGGUCCCUAGCGUACUGCCAAAUUGGAAUUAUCAAUUAUUUUGAAAUUAACACGAGAGUUCUUUUAAUAUUAAGAAGGGAAAACUAUUGGACAACUAAAGGAACAAAAAUCAGAUAAAGGAAUCAGCUGAAUGUCAUGUGCCUUUCCUAGUGAUGGAUUUAUAUCUGCCAUAAUAAGGAACCAGUUUCAGUUUCCUGAUGUUUGGGUUGAGCAAUGCUUGUAGAUUAUAAUGGGGGACGUCAUACAGCCCUGGGCUUUUCCACCUUGAUUAUUUCCAUCUCUAGCUGGAUUAUAGGCAAUUGGUGGGAUAUUAGGUAGGGGCAACAAAUGGUCUCCUUGGUUCGAUGUGUCAUGACAUUAUCUACAUCCACAUGUUCUUCAUCCUUCUCCAUAAUCCAUGCUUGUGGUGAAACUUCAUGUGAAUGCCCUAAAUUGUUAUUAUUUUCAAAUUUCAAGUUUUAACCGCACUUUGUAGAGUCAUCUCAUGUUGAAGUAAUUGAGCUCUUAGGAUCAUCAAUGAAGGAAAGUUUGGCACUGCAAGGUGAGCACCUGAGAUUCAGGUGGAAGUUCACUUAUUCUUCUUUUGAUAUCUCAUAUUGCUAGAACUAAAAAUUUUGGCAGUGGAUGAGAUGUAGAGAGUUUCUGGUGACUCUUAUAACCCAGAAUUUUGUCUCAUCUGCAUGGUCCUUUUGGUUAAAUAUCUAUUAGUGCAACUAGUAGGAUCGUUGGUGGUGAACAGUUUUAUAUUUGCAAAGGAGGUAUUGGAUUACAUGUGACGUUUGUACCAUCCUUGUUUUGAAAACUUCAAGCAUGUGUAGGUUUUGAUGUUACAGAGUUACUUUCAAGACUAUAAUAACGUGGAUAUAGAUAUCUCUCUAUAUAUUGUAUAAUAUAAAUAUUGUGUUGCAAUAUUUUCUC